UUGUUUGAAUUACAAAGCUCGAAUAUUUUCUAACAGCUUCUAUCUUGCGUUAUUUGCUUCCGUAUUCUUGAAUUUCUGUCCCAAACGAGAAAACGUAUCUGAUGUAUAAAUACGCAUUAUGAAUUGUAUCAAUUGAUACAAUUUUUCGUCACCUGUGUGAAAGUGUGUAUCACCAGAAUGGCUAUUUCUGCAUCCUUCCAUCGAAAUAUCACUUUAUUGAAUCAAUUAGUCCCACCAGACCAUGAUUUCAAAAAACAUUUUCGCGAAGGAAUGUUUGACAAACCAAAUACUGCUGGAUUUAUAUAUGUUUCACAUUAUUUGCUGACAAUAUAUGAUGCGGAACGUUUUAAAAGAGUAGUUGAAUGGCCAGUAAUUUGCAAGAAAACCGAAACCAAGUAUCGUAAUAAUGUUAAGGACUAUUUAAAUGUCAUUGCUUUGGAGAAUCCUGACAUAGGAUUUCCACGCGUGGUUACUACCUAUUUACAUCAUGCAAGUGGUACUAAGUUUAUAACUAUAAUGUGGAAAUUAUCUCAACUUGUAAUAAAAACAUAUCUUAUGCGUGAUGGUGAAUAUGAAGUUAUAUUUGCACCGAAACCAAGUCUUGCAAAUGACUUGGUUAAAACAUACCUACAGCAGUCCAUAGCAACUAUCAAUUCUGAUAUAUUGAGUCGUCAUAGAAAUUACAUACAAAUGGAAAAAGAUGCGAAUUUUCUAUUAGCUUUUAGGCAAGAGAAAGAACAUUUAAAAAAAAUUAAAGCAGAAUUAUUUGAUAAAAAACAGUCUUUAAUAAAAUGCGCUUCUUCAGCGCCUGUUACCAAAUCUUCAAAACAACGGUUGGCAGAUGUUGAAGAUACAGAGAUUGUAUCAAUGUGGAAAAAUAGUUUAAAUGAAAAUAUACAAUAUAUACGAAAACGAAAUAUGAUGUUACACGAUUUGGAAAAAUUGUCUGAAAAGACAAGUGGCUUAAUAUCAAACCUAUUGAAUAAUGUAAAAGCACUCGAUAAUAAGCAGCUAGAAAAAAUUAAUUGUUCCCAAAUAUUGGAACAUCUUUUUUCACCUAAUGUUCAGCAUUGUCUUCAUCAUUUGUAUAAUGAUAAUAGAUUGGUUUAUCAGAAUUUCAUUCAUCUAUUUACUUUGAUGUUAUAUCAAAUUUAUCAAAGUCUGAGAAAGGAUGAGUUAGUCGAUCUGGCUCAGUGUCUCUUGCAAGUGGAAGCAAGUGCAGAAGACAUGAAAUCUAUGUGCAAUGUAUUUAAAACCUUCUUGGCCAACAUGAUAAGUUCUACAGAGGAGAUGCCAAAUGUUUUGUGUGUGAAAAGUAUAGAACGUAUAUCUGAGGAAAAUAUUUUACCUUUUGUAAAAAAUGUACUUCUUAUGCCCUCGCCUCUUAUUAAAAUUAAUACUAAUUGCACGAAUCAAAAAAGCGAUACACAAUUGCAGUUUACUCCGGGUGAAAUUGCGCACAAAUCAUUAUUUUCGAGAUAUAUGCGGCACAAUAGAAAUUGCACACCAGAUUUAAAAACGAAUUUAUACAUAUCACAUAUUAACAUUAACAGUCACACUAUGUUAGACAGUAAUGAGAAACAAGAAUUACGUUUUGUGACACCUAAGAUGAACCAGUUAUGUAAGAAAACAACAGGAAAAUACUCUCGCUUAUUUGCUACACACAAAAAGAAAAAUAUAAAAGUUAAUUCUAGCAUGAUAUCUCUGCAAUCUACCGCACAUUCCAAUUCUGUCAUUACAAGUAUAGAAGAAAUACCUAGUUCAUCGGAUUUUAAUUUAGAUGCUAUAGCAAAAAGUUUUUUCAAUUGGAAUGAAGAGGUUUCUUAUUCAUCCGAACAAUUAACUCCAAAAAAACAAAAUGUCUCAAAAGUUGCGUCCCAGCAAGCGAAAGAUCUUGAUUGCGAGAUCAAAGUAAAUAAACCUGAAUUGGAUGAAUUUACAGAGGUUCAAAUUUUAAAUGACGAUAAUAAAGGUACAAUUGUAAAACGUGAAAAUGAUUCAAGAAGACGGUCCAUUAGUGACUUAGUGGAACGUUAUAAGAAGAUACUGGAAGCCAGCAAUAAUUCUGUUACAGCGAAGUUAGAAAAUAAGUUUAUAGACCAAGAAAUUGAAUAACAAAAGGGUGAA
This is a messenger RNA of Cyphomyrmex costatus, 2127 nucleotides long. RefSeq names its product dim gamma-tubulin 6. The record is from RefSeq and is a predicted model, not a curated record. Bases 178 to 2115 code for a protein of 645 amino acids. Gene Ontology annotation, cellular component: mitotic spindle microtubule; HAUS complex. The transcript is spliced from 8 exons. NCBI's taxonomy places the organism in Eukaryota, Metazoa, Arthropoda, Insecta, Hymenoptera, Formicidae. Gene Ontology annotation, biological process: spindle assembly. Gene Ontology annotation, molecular function: microtubule binding.